Megalops cyprinoides (Indo-Pacific tarpon) is the source of this 2215-nucleotide messenger RNA. Its product is annotated as glucose-6-phosphatase-like. Gene Ontology annotation, biological process: gluconeogenesis; glucose 6-phosphate metabolic process. Bases 63 to 1133 code for a protein of 356 amino acids. The record is from RefSeq and is a predicted model, not a curated record. The transcript has 5 exons. Lineage: Eukaryota; Metazoa; Chordata; Actinopteri; Elopiformes; Megalopidae. Gene Ontology annotation, cellular component: membrane. Gene Ontology annotation, molecular function: glucose-6-phosphatase activity.
GAGCGCUCCCUAUCAGAGACAGCUGAGAUUCCCCCUGGUGUCGCCAGCGAGCGUGAGAACACAUGCAGACGGCAGCAGCAAUGGAUGCCAUGCACGGCUUCGGGGUGAGCUCCACCCGGUACCUGCAGACCAACUACAAGGACGCCCAAGGCUGGUUCCUCUUUGUCUCCUUCGCCGCCGACCUCAGGAACACCUUCUUCGUCUUCUUCCCCAUCUGGUUUCACCUGCGGGAGUCCGUGGGCAUCAAGCUCAUCUGGGUGGCUGUGAUCGGGGACUGGCUCAACCUGGUCUUCAAGUGGGUCCUGUUUGGUGAACGCCCAUAUUGGUGGGUCCAUGAGACCCCCUACUACAGCAACUCGUCAGCACCCCACAUUGAGCAGUUCCCCAUGACCUGUGAGACUGGCCCAGGAAGCCCCUCGGGUCAUGCCAUGGGUGCUGCUGGGGUCUAUUACAUUAUGGUCACAUCGCUCCUUGCCACAUUUUUGAAGAAACAUGAGAAUUCCAUUAAAAACUGGUGUGUGCGGGGCACACUGUGGACGCUCUUCUGGGGAGUCCAGGUCUGCGUCUGUCUCUCCAGGGUCUUCAUCGCUGCCCACUUCCCACACCAGGUCGUCGCUGGGGUCAUCACAGGCAUGAUUGUGGCUGAGGCUUUCAACAGAGUGCAGUGGAUCUACAGUGCCAGUCUGAAGAAGUACUUCUACAUUACCCUCUUCCUGCUCACCUUCGCUCUGGGCUUCUACCUGCUGCUGAAGGCUCUGGGUGUAGACCUGCUCUGGACCCUGGAGAAAGCCAAGAGGUGGUGCGUUCGUGCUGAAUGGGUUCACCUGGACACCACGCCCUUCGCCAGCCUGCUGCGCAACAUGGGCACAUUAUUCGGACUGGGGUUGGGCCUGCAUUCACCCCUAUACACCGAGAGCAAAAAAAGCAGUAGCGCCCCCUUCAGGUUCGGCUGUAUCAUCACCUCGCUGCUGCUUCUGCACCUCUUUGACUCCUUCAAGCCCCCCACCCACACCGCAGCCCUGUUCUACCUGCUGUCCUUCUGCAAGAGCGCCACCGUACCCCUGGCCACCGUCAGCAUCAUCCCCUACUGCGUUUCGGGGGCUCUGAGCACUCACAGCAAGAAGCAGCUCUGAGCUGGAGACACACUUAAGACUGAGGUUCACUGGGAUAUCCAGGAAAAAUGUGCUACAGGAGCAAAAGCCUGCUCAUCUACACUCAAGAAAAAAAAAAGUGAAAUAGUGUGCCAGGUGUUGGCCACAACAUCUUUCGGCAAAAGUCUGAAACCUACCACAGCUGGACAGAGCUUGUUAGAUGGAUGUAUUACAUAAGUGCAAUGUGUAAUCUUACUAGUUAAAUGACUGAAGACUGUAUUCCCUGUGGUUUGUUAUGAGGUCAAACCGCAUAGAGUCUGUAAGAUCCAGCGACAAGAAUGUCAGACUAUACCCGCUAAUACAUGGACUCUUAUCUCCACUCAAGCACUUGGACAUUCCGCUAUGUCCCAUCUAACAAAAGGGACUGAGUUUUAAUAGGACAUUUUGGAGUAUUUUACCAUAUGUAAAUAUUUAAAGACAGAAUAUUCCAACCACAUGAAAAAGAGUUUGUUUAUUGCCCUCUGAAGUGGGUAGAUUAUAACAGACUGUAUCACUGGACAGUGGACUGGGUCUGACCUGAAGGAGUAGUCCAUUGCGACUGUGACGGUGCAGUUUUCAAUCCAACAGCUUCCUAAUGCUUUCCAUUACCUGAAUUAAGGACUAAUUUCUUAUCACCUGCUAUGCAGGACAUUAUUUUAGAAUUCAUCAUUCCAUUAAUGUGUAUCAGACUGUCCAUGCAUAAGAUGUAUGGUAUGUGAUAUAAAAUAAUGUACAUUCUGUAUAUUUUAUAUUAAAAUGGAAAAGAAACAUGAACUGCAUGGUCAUUUACAAUGGUCAACCCAUAGGUAGAUGAGAAACAUUAAACAAUAGGCCUACUCUGCAAGGAGAAGGAAACAUUUCAAAGUACAAAUUUGAAAUGAAGUUACAAUUUGCUUUAACUGACAUUAAUCAACAUAACUACAAAAGGUGCCAAGUCUCCUCACAAGAAAAUGAUUUUAUAGUAAAAGAAGAGUUACUAGUGACACUGAAUACCAUGCAUUCUGACUGGCGCACAAGAAACCUCUUUUCUGGAGUUUACUGUAUGCAUGUUGUACAGCUUCCUUGCUGCUGGAAACAGAAUACUG